AAAAUAGUACAUUCUGAAUUAAUUGAGUGAUCAAAGAAGUGGAAAAGUCACGUACCUAAGUUUCUUAAUAUUUUUCCACUGAAAGGGAGAGUAACUGGAGAGGGAUCCAACUAGAGGAGUUAGUAGAAUGAAAUCUAGCAAUUAUAGUCCGAAUAUCCAAUGCAUGUGCCACAUUAUUUUAUUAGGAAAUGCUACUUCACUGUCGUUUUGUGAUGCGAUGAAGCGCUGCCAUCGCUACUUACGCAAAAUAGUUACUGAAAAGAAAACGCGGCCUGUUGAUAAAUAUUUUAAUAUGUAUGACUGACGUGUCUAAUGGCUAAAUAGUCGAAUAUGGCUUCUAGUGCGUCUGAAAACUUGCUGCCCGAGGUGAUGCCGAGAAAUCUGGAGAAAACAUUGUCUUUGGAGUCAGUCAAAGAAGUGCAAACUGAGUGCGACUGCAACGAACUGCAUUAUGGCGCGUGGGAUGCCGUGUUCUCCGCUUUUGUCGUCGCUCCGCUGGUGGUGUCAGUAUGGAGGGGAACGUGGGGCUUGAUGGAACUGCACGCCUCCUACUUCCCUUACGCCCAGAUAUAUCUGCUGGGGAUCGUCAUACACAUCAGUUUCGCGCUUGUCAGGUCCGCCCUUCUAUCCCGGUCGGUAGGCGCCUGGAGAGAGGACCACCGCGCCGGCCGAUGGCUGCGGGAGCGUGCGCUAUCCAGAGUGUAUACUUACAUCUUCAUUCUAUCCAACAUCAUGCACUGGAGGGGCGGCUGGGGGCUACUGGAUGCUGCUAUAGCUGCCAUACUGCCGGACGAUAAUGAUCCUCAUAGGCCGGUGCUGACAGCAGCCUUUACAAUCCUGUUCUACCUCUGCGCCGCGACCCUGCGCUCUUCCCGCAACCUCCUGGCCUCGCCGUACUUUCUCUUCACCGAUGGGAAAGAGGCCACCUACAUCUUCACCACGAGGUUUAAGAAUACUAGCAGCAGAGAGACGGCGCUGUACGUGCUGGACUGCGUGUUCUCGGUGGCGGUGGUGGGCUCGCUGGUGGUGUUCGUGUGGCGCGGCUCCUGGGCGCUGCUGGACAUCUUCCUGUUCCCCGAAGACCCGGUCAAGUCCUGCUGGACCUCUCUGAUCGUGGGCUACUCCGUGGUGAUCGCGACAUUCUCUCUCCAAGCACCGAUCCGCUGGGUGACCGCGCGGCUGCACGGCGCGCCUCGUCUUCUGCUUGCAGAUGUCUACCACCUGGUGUCCUUCAUCGCCACCGUCAACGUCUGGCGCGGCUUCUGGGGCAUGCUGGAUAUUUACUUCUUCCCUGAAACACCAAAACUCAGCAACUGGUGCUCGCAUAUCGCCAGCCUGGUGCUGUUGAUGCUCCUGAACUGCUCCAACUCGGUGCUGGUGCGAGGAGUGUACAUCGACGCCGAGGAGCCGGCAGGAGAAUGCGUGGUCUUCCCCUGCCACUACCUGCGACUGUUCUUCCACAAGGAGAGGACGAAGAAACGACAUAAGAGGGCGCUCGCGACAGCAGCGACGAGAAAACCAGAAAUCGACUCAAGUAUGCCGUUACAAAAUCCAGAGGAAAAGGUGUAGCCAAUUCCAUCAAUGGCCAAGGUAUACCCUAAGCCCCGAAAGGUUCGGAGCCUGAACUCCAUGUUCCAACAAAAGCCGAAAGUGACGCUCGUUAUACAAGCGUCCCUAUGGCCAAAUAUUCGGCCAAGGGUUCGGCAAAAUGCCAGGAGUCAUCGGGAUUGGUGCGGCCAAAGACUUUGUUGUUGUGUUAACUUGUUGCUUAGUUGUACCGAGAUGCCCCAGUGAUUGCAUUUGUAAAGUACCAAAUUGUUCUUCAUAAUUUUCUUCAUUGAUUUCGUGUUUACUAAGACUACCUCCAAUUCUUCCAUUAGGAUUAAACUCUAUUGAUAUGUGCUGUUAAAGUUACAAAUACAUUUUAGUUACAAUAAUGUUAACAUGUAAAUUGGCGCGCCUUACAUUCAUGACACGCUAAUUUUGUUGUGUAACAAAAUUGGCGUAUCUCAUAGUUGUUAAACUUAAAAUCAUAUCUAUGCUCUUGCCACAUAAAAUAAUUAGUUUUUAUAUGAAAAUCGCAGAAAAGCCAAAGUUAUUGCCUAAAGCAGUGAUGCGUGGCGUGGCUUGUGCAUUAUGUUCACAAUGCCCAGUGCCCUGCACUGCUUUCCGCUGGUAGUGCUAGGUGAAGAUAAACAAAGUUUUGUACUACUGCUUGUUAGCACGGUAUAGCUUAUCGAUUAGACGAGUUGCUAUCAUGGUUUCCAACCUCAUGCAAUGACAGAAUAGUCUAUAACUUCAAGAACAGAUUCAAGUCUUUAAAAUUGGUCUGAUUGAAAUAUGUACAAAUACUAUGCUUAGAGCUUAAACGCAAUUUUAUAUCAAGAGACCCUAUUCUACAUAGUGAAUAAUUCUAAAGUCUGUAUGAAACAUUUUGUACCUAUUUGUGGAAUGUAUGAAAGUGCCGGGUCAAUUCUUGUAAUAUUUUAAUCUUAAUUUGUAAUAUAAUUAAUUACAGUAUAAUUUAGGACGAGCGGUUUAAUACGAACCACUCGUUAUUCUAAGUCAUUCUUUAGUAAUACAAGAUAUUGUAAGAAUAGCUUGCGCUAUGUAAAUAUAUAAUUUUAAGUUAUUAUCGUCGUUGUGACAAAAUUAAGUACAAUAAACAGUUUUAUUAGUAUUUA
Messenger RNA from Ostrinia nubilalis (European corn borer), 2684 nucleotides. RefSeq lists its product as uncharacterized. Gene Ontology annotation, biological process: clustering of voltage-gated calcium channels; neuromuscular synaptic transmission; neuron-neuron synaptic transmission. Gene Ontology annotation, cellular component: presynaptic membrane. The coding region runs from base 331 to 1569 and encodes 412 amino acids. The transcript is spliced from 8 exons. NCBI's taxonomy places the organism in Eukaryota, Metazoa, Arthropoda, Insecta, Lepidoptera, Crambidae. The record is from RefSeq and is a predicted model, not a curated record.